Messenger RNA from Seriola dumerili (greater amberjack), 4096 nucleotides. RefSeq names its product TBC1 domain family member 14 (gene tbc1d14). The record is from RefSeq and is a predicted model, not a curated record. The coding region runs from base 186 to 2363 and encodes 725 amino acids. The transcript has 14 exons. NCBI's taxonomy places the organism in Eukaryota, Metazoa, Chordata, Actinopteri, Carangiformes, Carangidae.
UUCUUGAGUUGAAUGUAUGUGUCUGUCCCGACAAAUGGCCUCACACUAGUGCUUUUCUUGUGUGCACUAAGCUACGUUGAGGAGGCAGGAAGGAGGCGAUGAUGGUGCAGCAGUAGUCACAGCAUCAUCAUGGACCGCUCCGGCCGGCGGAUACCUGCCACCCACCUGUAGCAUCAACCGGCAGCAUGGCGAACACGACCCACGGCAACCAGGAGCGAAGAGACAGCCGCUGUGGUGUGUCUGGAGUAGCUAUAGUGGAGAAUGGCUCUGUAGUCAAAGAUCCAACUGUCUCUGACCUCCAAGAUCAUACCAACUGCCACUGCCAUGAAUCCAGUUCAACCCCGCAGAGCGAGCCCGUCCUGCCCACUUACAAGCCGUCCUGCUCCUCUACCCCCAACUACUACAGCAGCCCCCAGAAAAGCUACUCAGACCUGGAUCAGGACAGCCACAGCUUCACUUCCCAGGACUCAGGUAUCCCCACUCUGGAGAUCAACCCUCCAGAGCCCAUCAUCCACAGCCACCAACGCUCAGGCGACGCAGGCCUCAUCCUGGACGCCAGUCAUGAUUCUCCUGCCACUUUACCUUUGGAUGAUGAUCCCGCUAACAACACCAUCCGCAAAUCCUCCACCUUCCCCCGCAGCGGGUACGACUCCAUCCGCCUCUUCAGCCCCGCCAUCAGAUUAUCCGCCACCACGGGGAUGGGUCUCGGUGGUGGAGCCUUAAACCGCAGCGAUGACAUCUCUGUGUGCAGUGUGUCCAGCAUGAGCACUGAGCUGUCGGUCUCCAAUGAAGACAUCUUGGAUUUCACAGUCACUUCUGACUCCAGCGCCAUUGUCACCCUAGAAACAGACGACAUCGGCGCUGCUCACUUCUCAGACGUGAUGUUGUCGUCAUCUCCAGGAAGAGACUUGUGGAGUCCUGUACGACCAUAUCUGGGGUCAGGUGUCAUGCAGCAGGAAGACGAUGGCAGGCAAAAGAAACUGGGACCCCUGGCAAGCUUAUUCAACAGGAGCCUGUUUGCCAGGAGAGUGAAGGACAGUCGGCCAGUGGAGCAGAGAGAUCCAGGGUGGAAACUGUUUGGGAAAGUCCCCCCACGGGAAGGCUCCAUCAAGGACCCUAAGAAAAUACAAAAGGAAUAUGAAACAAAGAGUGGCAGAGCUGGACCUGGCAACCCAACGUCUCCCAGGCAGAGUGUGAGGAAAAACCUGGACUUUGAGCCGCUCUCCACCACUGCUCUUAUACUGGAGGACAGACCUGCUAAUCUGCCUGCCAAGCCAGCUGAGGAGGCUCAGAAACACAGACAGCAGUAUGAAGAGAUGGUGGCCCAGGCCAAGAAGAGAGAGUUGAAGGAGGCUCAGAAGAGGAAGAAGCAGCUGGAGGAUCGGUGUAAGCUCGAGGAGAGUAUCGGCUCAGCUGCCCAGACCUGGAACCAGGAGAUCUUACCAAACUGGAGUACGAUGUGCACAUCUCGACGAGUGAGAGACCUCUGGUGGCAGGGCAUCCCCCCCAGCGUCAGGGGCAAAGUGUGGAGCCUGGCUGUGGGGAACGAGCUCAACAUCACACACGAGCUGUAUAACAUCUGCCUGUCCCGGGCCAAAGAGAAAUGGAAGAACACACCGGCAUCUGCCCCAGAGAUUGAAACUGAAGAUGCUGGUUCUUCAGACAGGGAGUCGAGCCUGGAGCUGAUCAAGCUGGACAUCUCCAGAACUUUCCCCCAGCUGUGUAUCUUCCAGCAGGGCGGGCCCUAUCACGAUGUGCUGCACAGCAUUCUGGGAGCCUACACUUGUUACCGGCCAGAUGUUGGCUACGUGCAGGGAAUGUCGUUCAUCGCAGCAGUGCUGAUCCUGAACCUGGACACAGCUGAUGCCUUUAUAGCUUUUGCCAACCUGCUCAACAAGCCCUGUCAGAUGGCCUUCUUCAGAGUGGACCACAGCCUUAUGUUGACGUACUUUGCGGCAUUUGAAGUGUUCUUUGAAGAAAAUCUACCAAAGCUCUUUGCACAUUUCAAGAAAAACAACCUGACCCCCGAUAUUUAUUUAAUCGACUGGAUCUUCACUCUGUACAGUAAGUCUCUGCCGUUGGACCUGGCAUGUCGGGUGUGGGACGUGUUCUGCAGAGACGGCGAGGAGUUCCUCUUCCGCACGGCGCUGGGCCUGCUGCGUCUCUACCAGGACGUCCUGACCUGCAUGGACUUCAUUCACAUGGCUCAGUUCCUCACACGCCUGCCCGACCUCAUCCCCGCCGAGCAGCUCUUCCAGCACAUCGCCUCUGUUCACAUGACCAGCCGCAACAGGAAGUGGGCACAGGUCCUGCAGGCGCUACAGAAAGAUCAGGAGCGAGGCAGCCCAGUGCUGAAGCGCUGAGCUGAGAUCAGAGGAAACCUUCACACACUAACAGACUGGACCAACUCCCCUCCAGCCUUUUGGGAAAAACCUGGAGGCUCACCACGCUGGAUGGACAUGAAAGAGACCUGUGUUCCACCUGGGGACAUGUCUGGUCGUAGCUGCUAUGAUAAACCUCUUCUCCAGUUCAGUGUCACCGCUCUGACUAGAAUCGGGGACCCUGGAGGGGGUCUGUCAGUGAAGAGGCAGGGGUGUGAAAAGGAAUAUGAGGCCUUAUUUAACCCCCACCACCCCUCCUCUGCUCAGAGGCCCAGCAGUGGAUUGGAAACUGUAGCUGGCAGAGGCUAAAGAAUGUAUCACACAAGCCCACAUACAUGCACCGAGCAGACGGUUUCUGGUCUCCACAGACCAGGGGAGACCAGAGAUACCAGUUACUCCUCAAAUCCUCUGCUCAGUUUUUAAUUCUCUCUGGCUACAGUUCCAGCUGUCUUUCCUUUUUUUUUUUUUUUGUUUUUUCCAAACUUAUCUUAAAAUUUUGAUGACAGAGACAACAGUCGACUCCCUGAUCUUUAAAAAGAAAUAAUAGUCAGGGAAAGCAAAGGUUAAACAUCUCCAGAAUCAGAUCUGUGAGUGACGUGUUUGAAUCCUGUCAUUCUCUCUCUUUUUGCACCUUUUCUUUUUCUUUUUUUUUUUUCUUUCAAAACUUGAGUCAUUCCUUUGUGUCCUAUAUGAGUUUGAUUUCGUCUGUGUGCUUUUCAUUUUCCAGCCGGGGCACAUUUGUUUUCCUGAACCUUUCUAUGAAGUCAAACACGAGUUUAGUGAGUUCAAAUCCUUGAAGACAAGUUUGGUGUCUUUGAAAGCACCACGCUGUUACAUACGAUGAAAUGUUUCAACCCUCUAAAAAGAGGUGAUAAGCUGCCUGUAAAAUGAGUUUUACAGUGUAUUUAUGAAGAGUAAAUAAUGAGAUAACGUGUUACUGUUCGACACAGGACAUACAGUGUCAGACAUGGACGUCCCCCUGCCCUUAAUAUGUUUGAGGUACAUUUCAGCUUGUGAGUGUUUUGAUUCCUAAUGUCUUGAUGUGAGUGUUGAUGUCUUUUGUGCGUUUAUUUAAUAUUUAUCAAAAGGAUGACGGGAUACAAAUAAAACUUGUUCCACUGACAUUUAGGGUCGUCUCCUCACCCGAACUUGUUUUCAGAUCGCGUGUAUACUUGAUUUUAACCAAACGUACGAGGUUGUGAGGCAUCUGGAUCACAUCUGGGCAAAAAGAGAACAUCUUCCCCAACAUCUUGUUGCCAUGGAGAUGGCAGCAGAAAGCUGGAGCAGUUUCAACAGUCUGCCGUCGGCUGGACAUGUAGCAUUAAUGUCGAAUGACGCACACAACCAACGUUCUGAAGCAUCGCUUUGUUCUGUGCUCACACACAGACAAACCUGGACUCAGUACAUAUUGACAUACACAUAUUGACAAAUUAGCACUAAUAAAAGCUGAAUUCGCCAUUAAGACAUUUACAGUGUACCUGUACAUGGACGUACAGACAGCCAUUACUGGAUUAUUACAGUACUGAAGAAAAAAAAUGAACAAUAAGACGGUUCUCAGGCGAGUUCAUGAGGUGUAAACAGAUUUGUGGAUGUUUUAUUUGCUAUAAAAGUCAGAAAGAAUAUCUUCAGGAAGUGUGACUGUAGCAUGUCCAGCCUUCAGCACCAUGAAUUACACCUAAUUUCCCAUCACUCUUUGUUUGCCUGAAAAAAAAAAA